Arabidopsis arenosa is the source of this 877-nucleotide messenger RNA. The record is from the annotation of a GenBank genome assembly. Lineage: Eukaryota; Viridiplantae; Streptophyta; Magnoliopsida; Brassicales; Brassicaceae.
GCUUUUUGUCUCAUCUCCUUCUUCUUCUCCUUCUCCUUCUCUCUCUCUCUCAAAUCUUGUUUCAGGCGUAACGAAUCGAAUCAUAAACACUUAAGCAGAAACAAAAACUAAACUUUCGAUCUUUUAACCGACCAAAGAUUCGUGGGUUCUUCUUCGUUUCGACAGACUCUGAUCCGUUUUAGCUGUUACGCUCAUCUUUGCUUUUAUACAUCAGACUCUUCUCUUCCUUCUUUAUCUAAGAAAAAUGGGUGUUGAGAAAAUGGUGUGUUUGGCUUCUCGUACGGGUCGUCAGUUUCAGAGAUACAACAAAGGUCGUCGUCAAGUCGUUGGAUGUGUUCCUUACAGAUUCAAGCUAUCUAAUGAUGGUAAAAUCAGUGAUGAAGUAGAAGUUCUUGUUAUCUCUUCCCAAAAAGGUCACGCCUUGAUGUUCCCCAAGGGUGGUUGGGAGCUUGAUGAAUCUGUAGAAGAAGCAGCUUCAAGAGAAUGUCUUGAAGAAGCUGGAGUUCUUGGCAACGUUGAGCAUCAACUUGGGAAAUGGGAUUUUUUAAGUAAAAGCAGAGGAACCUACUAUGAAGGACUAAUGUUCCCUAUGCUUGUUACAGAACAACUUGAGCUUUGGCCUGAACAACAUGUUAGGCAAAGAAUUUGGAUGAAUGUAACUGAAGCAAGAGAAGCUUGUAGAGAUUGGUGGAUGAAAGAAGCAUUAGAUGUUUUGGUUGAGAGACUUUCAUCACCAAUGAAUCAACCAAAGGAAGAGAAGACUAUUUCAAUAUCUAUUGAAACAAUGUGUUGAUGAAGUGAUGAUUGCUAAAUUGCUGAUUGUGAGUGGAGUUUAUGAGCUAAUGGAUCUCUGUAGGUAUAAAAUAGAUGGGUUUCA